Molecule: messenger RNA, 802 nt
Organism: Gavia stellata (red-throated loon)
Lineage: Eukaryota; Metazoa; Chordata; Aves; Gaviiformes; Gaviidae
Gene: LIN7C
Product: lin-7 homolog C, crumbs cell polarity complex component
Exons: 5
Coding region: 1-594 (197 amino acids)
Biological process (GO): neurotransmitter secretion; maintenance of epithelial cell apical/basal polarity; protein localization to basolateral plasma membrane
Cellular component (GO): basolateral plasma membrane; synapse; cell-cell junction
Molecular function (GO): L27 domain binding
Source: RefSeq, a predicted model, not a curated record
AUGGCGGCGCUGGGCGAGCCGGUGCGGCUGGAGCGAGACAUCUGCAGAGCAAUUGAGUUGCUGGAAAAAUUACAGAGAAGUGGAGAAGUGCCACCACAAAAGCUACAGGCUUUGCAAAGGGUCCUUCAAAGUGAAUUCUGUAAUGCGGUAAGGGAGGUGUAUGAACACGUAUAUGAAACUGUGGAUAUCAGCAGUAGCCCAGAAGUUAGAGCUAAUGCAACAGCAAAGGCCACUGUAGCUGCAUUUGCUGCUAGUGAAGGUCAUUCCCAUCCCAGAGUGGUUGAACUACCCAAAACCGAAGAAGGUCUGGGAUUCAACAUUAUGGGAGGCAAAGAACAAAAUUCUCCAAUCUAUAUCUCUCGAAUUAUCCCUGGCGGUAUAGCUGAUAGACAUGGAGGCCUGAAACGUGGAGACCAGCUGCUUUCUGUGAACGGAGUGAGUGUCGAAGGUGAACACCAUGAAAAAGCAGUAGAACUGCUGAAGGCAGCUCAAGGAAAGGUUAAAUUAGUUGUGCGAUACACGCCAAAGGUCCUGGAAGAAAUGGAGUCAAGAUUUGAAAAAAUGAGAUCAGCAAAACGCAGGCAGCAAAAUUAACAUUGUAUGCAGUAACUUAAAGAGAAAAUAUAUUCCAUUUACAUUUUAUAGUUUGCUUUGUGACUCAGUUGAUCCAAUGCUUGGGCUACAAAAGACACUGUCCUUCUCACAGAAUCACAGAAUGAUUGAGGUUGGAGGGACUCCUGGAGAUCAUCUAGUCCAACCCCCCUGCUCAGAGGAGGGUUCGCUGGAGCAAGUUGCUCAGGAC